Messenger RNA from Leptidea sinapis, 1654 nucleotides. RefSeq names its product transcription factor glial cells missing 2-like. The coding region runs from base 129 to 1487 and encodes 452 amino acids. Gene Ontology annotation, cellular component: nucleus. Gene Ontology annotation, molecular function: DNA-binding transcription activator activity, RNA polymerase II-specific; RNA polymerase II cis-regulatory region sequence-specific DNA binding. Lineage: Eukaryota; Metazoa; Arthropoda; Insecta; Lepidoptera; Pieridae. The transcript has 4 exons. Gene Ontology annotation, biological process: regulation of transcription by RNA polymerase II; gliogenesis. The record is from RefSeq and is a predicted model, not a curated record.
GUGUAAACAGCGUGUGUACUUUUAUUUGAGUACUUUUACAAGUAUUAUAGUUUUUAGUGUUGUGUAUGGACUGGACUGGGUUUAUGAAUAGUUCUUAGGACAUUGUGUUCCUGUUUAUAUAUUCGGAAAUGGUUAUUCUUUCAAGAAGAGCGGACAUGUCAGAGGGUCAAUCCACACCGGAAUGGGACAUAAAUGACGCUGUCGUGCCUCGCGUGGCACACUUCGAUACGUUUGGAGAAUGGUGCGACGGCCACGUGAGAAGGGUGUACCCUCCCGGCUGUGAGGAGGCGCGGAGACACGCGUCCGGUUGGGCCAUGAGAAACACCAACAACCACAACGUUCAUAUCCUUAAGAAGAGCUGCUUGGGAGUCCUGGUCUGCUCCACCAGGUGUCGACUUCCAGAUGGAUCACGAGUCCAUUUAAGACCUGCCAUAUGCGACAAAGCGAGAAAAAAGCAACAAGGUAAACCGUGUCCAAACCGUCUCUGCAAUGGAGGAAGAUUGGAAGUUCAACCUUGCCGUGGCCACUGCGGCUACCCGGUCACACAUUUCUGGCGCCACACAGAACAUGCAAUAUUCUUCCAAGCCAAAGGCUCUCAUGAUCACCCACGACCGGAAGCGAAAGGGGCAAGUGAAGUCCGAAGAUCGCUGGGGGCCGGAAGAAGAGUCAGAGGGCUAGCGCUACUGCUCGCGAGAGAGGCGGCCAUUGCGGACAAAAUAUUGACGGUCAAACCUGAUAAACAAGUUCAACAGAAGGCUAAUGUACACCCGCAACCACCACCUUUAAUACCAGACAGUCAGCGAGCAUUAACAUGCACAUGUGGUCCCUUUGAGUGUAGCUGCCGGUGGAGACCAGACGUAUCAACAGAGCCCUACUCAACAUACUCCUGGACUCCGUCAGACCAACAGCACUUUAACAACUACGCUCCAGCCUCAUCCCUUCAGACGCUUCCACAACAAUCAUACGACCCUAGUACACUUCCAUCCGAUGACAUAUUCCAUCCUGAGGAAAUAUUCCAAUUAGACCAACCAAUUCGCCUAGACUUUCCAAUGGAAGAAAACACAUUAGAAUCACCUCCAACUUUCGCUGAUUUAAACAGCGAGAACUCGAGACCUGAAGAUUCUUAUUGGUUCGAAUGGCAGAGAGCUCCUGGGGGCUCAGAGUCCAGCGAUACGUCAUCACCGGAACUGUUUGGGAACGGAUACCAACAAAUGGAGUCUUACUGUGAACAGCAGAGUUAUCCUCACCAACCGUUUUACCCUGAAGAAGGCCAAUACUAUCCGAUGGAUAAUACGAGGGGAUCUCCGGUGAUGGAAACGCAGGAUCAGCGCUACUAUAGGUAUGGUGCAGACAGCUCCCAAAGUAAUGUAGAAAUGCAAGGUUGGAACUACACAGACUGUGCCUUUACCCCCCACGAUGUUCCCGACUGUAAACAGUAUUACGACGUACAACAACACUCUGUUAACGCAUUUAGCGGUCUAUUAUAAUACUUUUAAGGUUUAAAUUAAUCUGUACAUAUAUAGCAGCAUAGUGUAUAUUGUAAAUAAUAUCAGUCACCGCGUUCCUUAUAUGGAAUUUGUUUGAUCAUUCGUGUUAGUUCCUUUUGUGAUCUUUGUUAUAUGACGUAUGCGAGUUUCAGAUGGCAAAAAAUAAA